Messenger RNA from Anopheles maculipalpis, 1463 nucleotides. RefSeq names its product splicing factor 3A subunit 3 (gene noi). Lineage: Eukaryota; Metazoa; Arthropoda; Insecta; Diptera; Culicidae. Gene Ontology annotation, biological process: mRNA splicing, via spliceosome. The coding region runs from base 9 to 1463 and encodes 484 amino acids. Gene Ontology annotation, molecular function: zinc ion binding; RNA binding. Gene Ontology annotation, cellular component: spliceosomal complex; nucleus. The record is from RefSeq and is a predicted model, not a curated record. The transcript has 2 exons.
GAAUCGAAAUGGAAACCAUCUUUGAAAUACAGCGCCGUUUGCAUGAAGAAUGCGACCGCUUGGUGAUGGCCAUGUCGGAGGAGCUGAUGAUUCCAAAGAAGACGACAAAGGAGAAAGUGCUGGCAGAUCAUAGGAUAAAAAUCUAUCUCGAGCGGUACCAAACAUGCUCGAAAUCGCUGCUCGAGCUGUACCAAGACAAGGAUGGCGAGCGGAAGCAGGAAAUCACAAACAUGAGUGUGAACGAGUUCAAAGAGUUUUACAGUCAAUUUAACGGAUUGAUCGAAUUCCAUUCCAACCAUGGCAAUAACGUGGCCGUGCCGGCAUCAAUCGAGUUCGACAAGCUGAAGGAGCAACUGAACGAUCCGGCCUACCUUGCCGAGGUGGUGAAAUUCAGUGACGUCGAAAACUACGGCCAGUAUCUGGAUCUGCACGAGUGUUACGAUAACUUCGUGAAUCUUAAAGGCAUCGACAAGAUCGAUUACAUUACGUAUCUGUCGGAGUUUAACAAGUUUGCCGACAUUCCCCGUAAACAAAAGAACCUGAAGUACAAAGGCUACCUGCAGCUGCUGCACGAUUAUCUGUUCUCGUUCAUUACCCGCAGCAGACCGCUGUUCUUUGAGCUGGAACAUACGGUGAAGCGCAAUGAGCUGCAGUUCGAAGAUAUGUGGAAGAAUGGCAUCGUGCCGGGAUGGGAAAAGGUGCGCGAUGUUGAUGACGAUGCGCUGAUCAACCUGAACGAGUUUGGCAAGUGGGAAGAUCUAACGUAUCUUGGGCUGGAUCGGCUGAAGGCCGCCCUGCAGGCGCUCGGUAUGAAAUGUGGCGGCACGCUAGAGGAGCGUGCGCAACGCCUGUUCGCCUCGAAGGACGACAAAAAUCAAGAAAACGAACGCAAACGGAUGAUGAACCUUAACAAGGAGAAGGAUAUCGCGCUGUUGGAGUACAAGAUAGCGAAGCUGGCGGAACUGGUGGACGAUCAGAUUUAUGAGACAAAAAUCAACCUGCAGCGCAAGCAGGCCCGCUACACGCUGGACGAAAGUGACGAGGACAGCAUGGAUGAGGUGGAGUCGGAUGAUGAUGAUGGCAUUCCGUACAAUCCGAAGAAUUUGCCGCUCGGGUACGAUGGCAAACCGAUCCCGUACUGGCUGUACAAGCUGCACCAGUUACACUUUACGUACGAGUGUGAAAUCUGUGGCAACUACAAGUACAACGGGCCGAAAGCGUUCCAGAACCACUUCUCCGAGUGGCGGCACGCGCACGGUAUGCGAUGCUUGGGCAUCCCGAACACGGCACACUUUGCCAACAUUACGAAAAUCGAAGACGCUCUGGUACUGUGGGAUAAGGUGAAGGAGCAAACAUUCUCCAAGAUGUGGGUGCCGGCGAACGAGGAAGAGUUUGAAGAUUCACGCGGAAACAUUCUCAGCAAGAAGGUGUAUCUUGAUCUGCAAAAGCAGGGUUUGCUGUAG